This is a messenger RNA of Sinocyclocheilus anshuiensis, 3603 nucleotides long. It is a transcript of the gene pdk1, whose product is annotated as pyruvate dehydrogenase kinase, isozyme 1. NCBI's taxonomy places the organism in Eukaryota, Metazoa, Chordata, Actinopteri, Cypriniformes, Cyprinidae. Gene Ontology annotation, biological process: regulation of glucose metabolic process; protein phosphorylation. The transcript has 10 exons. Gene Ontology annotation, molecular function: pyruvate dehydrogenase (acetyl-transferring) kinase activity. Bases 544 to 1644 code for a protein of 366 amino acids. The record is from RefSeq and is a predicted model, not a curated record. Gene Ontology annotation, cellular component: mitochondrion.
AAACUAACUAAGAGUGGCUGGUCUCUGACUUACUGAAACAUCUAUGUUCGAGCAGCAUUAUUGACUUGUUUACAGCAACCUGGCGGACGGUUUGGUAAGCAAGCAGGGAAACGGGUCAGAGAUUAGGGCUUUUGUCAGCCUUUGCUGUCCUCGGAGCUCAGCCGCUGUUGUUCAGAGGCGGUUUUUAAGGACAGUGUGCUGCUGUGGGAAUGUGCGCUUUUAAUGCGGCGAGCGGCCCAGUGUCGACUGAUAACCUCGCGAGCCCCUUACACACAUGCUGGAGUGUUAUCGCUCUUCACACCCGUCGUGCAUUACUCCGCGAUGUUUAGGGCGAUAUCAUGCAUAUAAUGAUUGCAGUGUGAUACAGAGGAGUGAAACUGCAUUUUCCAGACAGCACUGGAUAUCAUGACUGACAUUCAGCUUCAUACUUCGAGAGAGAACUGCGCGGUUUUCUGCUGACUGUGUUUUGGACAAGAAGCCUAUGAGCUGCGAAAGCCCACGGGACACAUUUUCUGGAUUUUCUGAAGCGUUAAAGCCGCCAACAUGAGGAUCUUCAGGACUUUGAUGAACGCUGCAUCCGUCGCCAAGCAAAUCGACUUUUACUCCAGAUUCUCUCCUUCUCCUCUCUCUAUGAAACAGUUCAUAGACUUUGGUUCAGAGAACGCAUGUGCGAAAACGUCAUUCACGUUUCUAAGACAGGAGCUGCCUGUCAGGCUGGCAAAUAUUAUGAAAGAAAUCGAUUUAUUGCCUGAUAAUCUCCUGAGGACUCCUUCAGUGCGCCUGGUGCAGAGCUGGUACAUGCACAGCUUCCAGGAUAUACUGGAAUUCAAGGACAGGGAUGUUGAUGAUGAAAUGCUCAAACAAGACUUCACAGAUGCUGUGAUUAAGAUCAGAAACCGGCACAAUGAUGUGGUGCCCACCAUGGCUCAAGGAGUGGUGGAAUAUAAGGAGACCUACGGGACCGACCCCAUCACCAGCCAGAACAUCCAGUACUUCCUGGACCGGUUCUACAUGAGCAGGAUCUCCAUCAGAAUGCUCCUGAACCAGCACACUCUUCUGUUUGGGGGAAAGGUGCGUGACAAUCCUGCUCAUCCCAAACAGAUCGGCAGCAUUGACCCCAGCUGUCGCGUCACUGAUGUUGUGAAAGGUGACUAUUAUUUUAUAAAGAUACUCCUGCAGAAUGCCAUGCGCGCCACCAUGGAGCUUUAUGAAGAUGCCAUGGAGUAUCCCCCAGUGCAUGUGCAGAUCGUCCUGGGCCACGAGGACCUGACUGUGAAGGUCAGUGAUCGUGGAGGCGGAGUCCCGCUGAGGAAGAUUGACAGGUUGUUUACAUACACAUACUCCACUGCCCCUCGUCCUCAGAUGGACACAUCUCGAGCCACUCCUCUGGCUGGUUUUGGUUAUGGGCUGCCCAUCUCCAGACUUUACGCCAGAUAUUUCCAAGGAGACCUGAAGCUGUACUCUAUGGAGGGAUUCGGCACAGAUGCUGUCAUUUAUAUCAGAGCUUUGUCCACUGAGUCCAUCGAGAGGCUUCCCGUUUACAACAAAUCUGCCUGGAAACAUUAUAAAACCAUCCACGAAGCCGAUGACUGGUGUGUUCCCAGCAAAGAACCCAAGGACAUGACCACCUUCCGCAGCUUCUAGUCUGAUCUCAAAGCUUGUCGUGAAUGUGUUCGUCCAGACUCCCUCUCGCACCCUUCACCAAUGCACCUGCUUCAGCAGACCAAAUAAAGCGUCUUACCUUCAUCUGUCCGCCCCUGUGUAGAUCAGGAUAGCGGAGCAAAAGAGCCUGGGGCUCAAAGGAAUAUAUAAAAGAGCAUGCUGAAACACUAUAUGUUUCUAGUAUGUUCUAAUGAAAAAGUACCAGAUGUUACCAGUGUUAUAAGUUAGCACAGGUGUUGCUAGUGCCAUCACAUCCCCAGAUAGACAAUUUAGGCUGUUGUCCUUCUGCUGUAUUAUUUCUGAGUGUGAUCCAGUAUGUGUUUAAUGACCUAUUAAUCUUACAUUUGGAUGUGUAAGCCAGUAUAUAUUUAUUUGUCUGUCAUCACGAGACAGACUGAAGUGUUGAUCAUUUUUGCUUUAAACGUGCAUGUUGUGAUUUGGGAAAUCAAGCUUGUGUGUCACACAGCUGUGAGCUAUAAUGUAUACACCAGCAUAACUGGUGUACACUCCAUGUGCAGUCCCAUUUUGUUUUCAGAGUUUUUUUUUUUGAAAGUGAGAAUGUAGUGUGAAGAGUUUGAAAGUGUUAAACACUUCUCACCAUUAGAAAAUGUUCAGCUUCAACUAAGUAAUGAACAAUUCCCGCACUUAAAUGACAAAAAAAAAGGAACAAACGCAUGAACGUGUGUGAACUGUCUGCUUCUUUAAACCAGUUUGAAACUGUUCAAGUGUUUAGUAGUUUGAAACUCAUCCGGUUUCAAUAGCAGUCCUCUACUGGACACAGACUGUAACUGCAGACUUAGUCAUUGCGCUUUUCUGCAUGUGCUUUAACUUAUUUUCUUGAGUCAUUUGUGCAAUUAUUAGUGUUUUAGUGAUUUUUAGAGGAUGUGUGAAGUCAGUUCACACAGGUUUCCUACCAGAGUAACCAAAGAUACAUCUCUAUUACGUACAUUUACAGUCCCACGAAGUAUCAAAAUGCAUUUUAUUUUAUUUUAAAGAGUUGUGUUUUUCUAUUAUUUGAGGUUUGUGAGGUUUUUAGGGACUAGGAUAUGUUUUCCAGUGCAGUGGCAUUCAAACUUUAGUGUACAGUAGUGAUGGGAGAAAAGAACCUUUUCGAAACUUUGUCACAAAUGUCAUUAAAAAUAUCUGCAAAUCCGAGAUCAGGUUAAAUAAAACAUAAAAUGUUCACACAGAUGUGACUUUGGCAGACACCUGAAAAGCAAAAUUAUAAAAGACAAAUGAUCUCCUCUCUUAAAAUUGAUGAUGUACUCACUUCGAAUCCAAAAUUGAUUGCAAAUUAUGUGGAAUAUUUUUACUCUCAGUUAUAUGAAUCUGUAUUUGAAAUGGAUAAAUGUUCUGACUUCUUUGAGUCAGUUAAGCAAUCGGUCUCAUCUAUUUCUAUUCAGUUUCGAGACCUUUGUGAUGAAAAACUAAGGAAGCAAGAGAUGGUUACAGCUAUUCGUUCAAUGAAAAAAAAUAAAUCGCCAGGCACAGAUGGUCUUUCAGUUGAAUUUUAUCUCUGCUUUUGGGAUAUUAUUGAAAACCCUUUAUUUGAAAUGUAUAAGGAAUGUAUUGAAUCAAAUGAAUUAUCGACUUCUUUGAAACAGGGGUUAAUAACCCUACUUCCUAAACCAGAUAAAGAUUAUUUGAUUUUGGAUAACUGGCGUCCUAUAACAUUAUUGAACGUAGAUUAUAAACUGUUAUCUCAUGUUUAUGCCGUUCGUUUGAAAAAAGGUCUAGGCGAAAUCAUAAAUGAGUGUCAAACUGGAUUUAUGGCUGGCCGACAUAUAAGUUGGAACAUUAGACUGAUUUUGGAUUUGUUAGACUAUUCAAAUUUGGUGGAAUCAGAGGCUUUAAUUGUUUUUUUAGAUUUCCAUAAAGCUUUUGAUACAAUUGAGCAUCAGUUUAUGUAUAGGGCAUUAAAGGGGUCAUAUGAUGCGAUUA